GCUCUUGCCAUUAGCUAUGUACGUGUGUAUUUCAAAGAAAUACAUCUUAUUUCUCGGUACGGAUGCUUAGAAUCAUAUAAACAUUUAAUUGCAGGGCCUAUAUCUCAACAACUGUAUACGCCAACGGUUAGAUCCUCAUACCUAUUCACACGUAUGAAAUACCACGACAUUCGUUAUCAGACCACAUAAAAUCAAAAUAUAUCUACCUCUAAUACCCCUUUUUUCAUCACGACGCCAAUUGUGUUGGAAUUAUUGCUCUGCGUAUUCCACAGCCGCCCCUAAAUCAUGGAACCCUUAGAUGAUCCCGAAUGGACAUUCGAGUCGUCAUCGAUAGCGAAACACAAUGGAAUCAUCGAAUCACCAAACGACAAAUCCGGCCCUCUUACCUUUGGUCUCGAAAUAGAAUUCCUAUAUCCUACGUUAUUCAGCGGAAUACGAGACCCUUAUCCACACGAUGGACGUACGUUGUGCGUGGUAGUAAGGAGUGACGUCGAGGCCGAAGAGCAACUCCGUUUCUUCCUCGAAGAUGUCUCCGGCAUUCCUUUUUACCUCCGAUACGACGACGAAUACGAUGCUGGUCUCUUGCUCUACAAUCACUGGCGACUUCUUGACGAUGUUUCGGUCAAAUUUUUCAAGCAUGAAAAUAUGCGGGAUACAGACAUGCCGGUGCGGCCUCGAGCGGGUUACGUUUGGGAUGUCUGCCGAGCUCUCCGAAAAACACGCAUCCAUCUCAACGACACAGCAUCAGUGCACGUCCAUAUCGGACGGGGAGAUGAACCGUUCAGCCUCGUUACGAUGAAGAAGACCACUUGCUUGCUUUACCUUAUAGACGAGAUGUUGCUGAAAUUGCAUCACCCUUCGCGCCAAAACAACGAACACUGCCGACCACUCGCCAAGCGCUCAAACCUUGCAGAUCUUAUAGCGCACAACGCGCAUAGAGACUUCAUGGUAUACACCUCGGUCAGACAGCAAGGUAUGGGCGAAUUUAUACCGGUCAACGCCACAUCAGAUCGACUUGUACAAGAGUGUAGGGACAUGGUAGCUAUCGCAAAGCUGAUGUGUGAGGAACCUGAUUACAGUCUCUAUCCUGGCAGAGGAACCGUCGGGUUUACACGCUUCCUACCAGUGAGCGGCGUCGUACAGGGCAAUAUACAGACCUUUGAGUUUCGACAGAUGGGCGCGUCGCUUGAUCCCGACCAUAUCAUCUAUUGGGCAAGAGUUUGUUUGGCGAUAGUCAACUUUGCUAGACUUUCGGAUGGUUUGUACGAGGAGGAAAUAUAUUUUAGAGCUAAAAUAGCAGGGUACUCAAUGGGCGAUGUAGAGUUCUAUGAGGGGGAAAGAGCAGGAAACUUAUUCGUCCCUGAGAUGCCUGAAUGA
This is a messenger RNA of Hypoxylon trugodes, 1377 nucleotides long. RefSeq lists its product as uncharacterized. NCBI's taxonomy places the organism in Eukaryota, Fungi, Ascomycota, Sordariomycetes, Xylariales, Hypoxylaceae. The record is from RefSeq and is a predicted model, not a curated record. The coding region runs from base 286 to 1377 and encodes 363 amino acids. The transcript is spliced from 5 exons.